AUGUCAAAACAACACGUUGUAAUUGGAGCUAGUUUAUUACUGCUUCUCAUUAUCCAAGUCGUUAGUGCUGCAUCAUCUGUCAGUUUCAGUUUGAAAACUAACAAUCUCUCAUGUAAGAGAGAUGUAACCACAUCCACAACAAGUUCACAAGUUUCCUUGACUUCUGCUGCCACCUGUGAUUUGGGAACUAACAGAACAAGCUUGUCAACCUUCACUCAACUUAAAUUCUAUGCUGCUUUUGGUACUAUCCCAAUGGUUAAAGCUGUUGCCAGUGCUGGAGUUUCCAUCAAGAUUACCUCUCUCUUGUCCACCACUAUUUCUAUUGAUGUUGGAGCUGCAUUCGGUGUGGACAAAGUAAUUGAAUAUUUGGACAAUGAUGGAGUUAGUGGGUAUCAAGAAGGAAAUGGAGAUACAAUUGUCAAGGAAUAUCCUUUGGUUGGUCUUACUUGGUCAACUCCAACUCUUGUGAAAACUUCCAUUUCAUCUUCUUCAUCUGCCUAUAUUUAUCAAGUUACAACAAGUGCAUCUGUUGGAACUUUGUGUACUGUUAAAUUCACUGGCUAUUUAACAACUAAUGAGGUUACAUUCUCUGAUUCAUCAUUGGUUGCUAGAUCAGGAGUUUCACAAGUUUUAGUUCCAUCAUCCUACAAGUCAUCUUUGGAAUUUACUGGAAUUAAUUAUUUGAAUUCAAAUGGUAAAUUGGCAAUUUCCACACUCCUUGCCUAUCGUGGAUCAUUGGCCAAGAAGGCAUCCAGUAGAAGUCUCAGAGAUUUAUUUGCAACCACCUCAGAAGAAAGACCAGAUUCUGCCUCAUCUGAUCAAAUUGUUUUCCAAUUCGAUCAAUCUAGUUUCCUCUCUUCUUGGAAUUUGUCAAGUACUUUCAAUAUUCCAAAGCCAUACUUUUCAUUCCAAUCCUAUGUUUCCAAGUAUAGCACUGGAUCUACUGUUGUUUCCAAAGCCACUUUGGUUUCUACCUCAACUUCAACAGCCACCAUUGCAAAUACUAAUACAUUGGCUUAUGGUGCCAUUACUGCUGAUAUUUCCAGUGCAAAGGUUGUUAGAUUUUAUGUUUCCUUCACUGAACAAGUUUCCAAUUUCAUUUGGGACCCUAGUGUUGGUACUGAGGAUACAUCUGCAUCUUCCACAAGUGAUGCUGUUAGUAUUAAGUUUGGAAGCGUUUUAAUUGUCAUGUUGGCAUUGAUUGGAAUGUUUUUGUAA
This is a messenger RNA of Naegleria gruberi, 1218 nucleotides long. RefSeq lists its product as uncharacterized. The record is from RefSeq and is a predicted model, not a curated record. Bases 1 to 1218 code for a protein of 405 amino acids. The transcript has a single exon. Lineage: Eukaryota; Heterolobosea; Eutetramitea; Acrasida; Naegleriidae.